Molecule: messenger RNA, 3626 nt
Organism: Marmota monax (woodchuck)
Lineage: Eukaryota; Metazoa; Chordata; Mammalia; Rodentia; Sciuridae
Product: ataxin-7-like protein 3B
Exons: 1
Coding region: 295-588 (97 amino acids)
Biological process (GO): regulation of gene expression
Source: RefSeq, a predicted model, not a curated record
AGAGCGGAAGAGGCCCGGGCGGCUGACUGAGGCUCCGCGACUGUCUGGCGGCGAGUCUAGGCCCAGGGGCUGCCCAGAGCCCGGAAUCCUAGAGAGCCAAAACGAACGGAAAGACUUGGAGUUCCGGAGCAGUCUUCGCUGCCGCCACCGCUUCUGCUGCUAUCGUCUCCACCGCCUCCGCUGCCGGAGUACGCGGCCCUGAGAGGCCCCAGGCCUAGGCGCGGCCCGCGGAGCCCGACGUGUUGCUGCCGUGAGUAAAAGGAGCGCCCUCUCCACAGUCGUUUACAAAUUAAAAUGGAGGAAAUUUCGUUGGCUAACCUGGAUACUAACAAGCUAGAGGCCAUCGCUCAGGAGAUAUAUGUAGAUCUGAUAGAGGAUUCUUGUUUGGGAUUCUGCUUUGAGGUGCACCGGGCAGUCAAGUGUGGCUACUUCUACCUGGAGUUCGCAGAGACUGGUAGCGUGAAGGAUUUUGGCAUUCAGCCAGUGGAAGACAAAGGAGCAUGCCGCCUCCCGCUUUGCUCCCUUCCUGGAGAACCUGGGAAUGGGCCUGAUCAGCAGCUGCAGCGCUCACCUCCGGAAUUCCAGUAGCUGCAACAUGAGAGAGUCUUGAGAGUGACCAGGACAAUAAUACAGACUGGUCCUGUGGCUUGGAGGAAUAAGUUAAGUAGGGAAAAAAAAAAUCAUAUAAAAGUCCCAGUUCCCCUUGAAGAUCCUAGCAUUUAAAACCCCAAAGUGGAGAAUUUAGAAAUUUGGAUCCUUUUUUAAGUGUACCUGGGAUCAGCUCUGAAACCCUGAGAAGGAGAAGGUACAAGUCUGGGCACCAUGCAACGUGUAUUGAUCUCUAAACACACCUGGAUGUACACAAGAUCCCUGUAUUGCCCUCAGUCACAGGUGAGCAGUUGUUGGCCCAGCAUAUAAAAUCCUUUUGUUCCUCAAGACUGUCUUGCCUGUUUGAUGUCCGGGGCUUCCUGGACAGUUAAGACAUUAUUGAUGGUCAGACCAUAGUCAGUGGGACUGCUCAUCUGGUGUCUGACCCCUUGAUUUGGGCUUUUCUGAUGCAAAUGAAAGGAGAACUGGAUACUAACAUUAUCAGUAUGGACAACCAAGAAAAAGAAUCUCAGUUGAAUUUGGUAGGGAAGCUCUGUGGCCUUGACUGCAAGAAGAGAAAAUUCAAAACCACCUGUUUUCCAAAGGUCUGGCAUUUGCAAUGAUUUCAGCGAACUUGGGACAAAGCUUAUCCUGCAGCUGAGCAGAGCCCUCUUUCUUUUACCCCCCACCCAGUGACAUAGGUUUGGGGAAGAGCAAUUUGGUUGUCCAGUCAGGCUGAGGAUUCAGUUGUGAGCCUGUGGGGAGGUAGUAGGUACCUUUGCAAGUAUGCACCAUCUCAAAACUGGAAGAUUAUUAUCUGGACGGAUUGUGCUGUGGACAUAAGUUUGGUUAGGUAGUCCUUUCCUACUCUUCUUGGUUAAGUAGCAAGUCCAUGGUUCUGACUUGGUUAAUAUGCCAGGUAACUACUUGCCUCCUACUCCAGGUUUGGGACUGAACUGUAGAAGAGCGUCAUGGCUGUGCAAGAGGCUGUUUGAAAACCGAGACCAGAAAGGACCUCUUCCAGCUGCCUCAAAAAUGUGAAUGGGUUAUUGCUAAAAGCUAAGGAGCAGGACUGCGUAAUCUCUCAUCUGACCAUGUGCAAAAUCUUGUUGAAUGCCCCUGUUCCUUUAGUUGGGCAGUCAGCUCUGCUAUGGUGAACAUCCAGUCACCACCUUCUCUGCCUCUCACAAGGAAUCAGUCCUUUCCACUUUGUCCCCUUUGGACCUUCUUGACAGCAAAAGCUGUUGUUGUUUAAAGAUAGGAAAGGACCUCCAGAACCCCCUGUCUUUAGGGAAUUAGAUAGGGGAGGAUGGGAAGUAAGAGCUGCAUAUCAAAACUGCCUUCUAUUUUACUCCCGGGGCAAGGGUUUAUAAAGUAUAGGAGGGUGGGAAUCCUGAGGUGAGCAGAACGGUGCUGCUUUAUUUGAAAUGUUUUCUUACCUCAUUCUGUGCCCCACUAACAGAGCCCAGCCUCAUCUGUCUGGCUUGGGUCCAUGUUCCUGUCCACUGCUCCACUGCCUAUCUGGUGCAGCUCAUGAUUCCAGGUGCUGCUUGCCAUGCCAGCUUCUACAUUGACCAAUUUCAGUUCAUCUCUCUAAUUCUCCUGCUUCUGAAGUCCGCCCAUUUUUCUUUUUCUUGAUCUCUUAAGUUUAUAUGUUGUUUCUUUUACUUUCUCCUGUUUUCGUGGAAGACACAGAAGAGACCCUUUCUUUAAAACUCCCUCUAUUUUGAUCGGAAUCAAAAGAGAACAUAAUUUUUUGUAUUUACAACGCAAUGCCAUGCCUAAGCAUUUCACUAUAGGACUGCCUUGCUAGUAUGCCCACUGCUUUGUCUUCAUGAGUUAUUAACUUCCCACCUCCACUUGGAUACUGCCUCUUAGGACCUCAGCAGAACAAUGAAGGCUGACUGACACAGGGAUGGAGUUGGUCCUGAUUUUCUUUCUUUAACCCUUCCUGUGUAUGUGUCUCCCUUAUCUAUCCCAGAAGAACUUGGACCUUAUAGAGUUAAGGAAACCACAAUGAUUGGAACUUGAGACUCUUGCUUUCUUCCCUUGGAAUUGCCCUGAUAGGGAUUGGGACCUAGUUAUAGACUGAUCUUUAUUCAAUAAUGGUGAAUUUUCAAAAAAAUUAGAUGGCAGGAGUAAAGGAAUCUGGAGUUAUCUUUGCCCUUGACUUUUUGUCGACAUCUCCUAAGAAAAUGCAGAGGGAAAGGAGGGUCUAAGUGAGACUCUGGCCUAUUUCCAAACUGUUUUGGAAACAAGAUGAAUAUAAGGGAGAAAGGCAGUGAUCCACUCACUCUUCCUUUAGGUAGGGAACUCAGAUCCUGACUUUACUAUUUCCUUUCUAGCUUUUUGUGGUUAAAGGAGGAAGAUGUGGGAAGUAGUUUUGAGUAAUGGUUUGUUCACAUUUACUUCCUUCUGUUUUUUUCCUUGUCCCCACUACCACCAUAAGGGGAAUAGCCCCCUGCCCUGGAUAGGUAUAAAGUGGGCUCAGUCCAGCAGGUGCCCUGAGGGGAUAAACUACUUUUUAGGGAAAUAAUGUCCCCUACCAUAUAGUUGACAGUGGUUAGGAACUCUCCCUUUCCCUACCUUCCUUCCCUGUAACAGCAGAAUUCCUAUUCUUCCCUCUUAAUUAAUUGUAUUGAUCACCCUGCAAUCCUGUUAUAUAUCUGAGUGUGUGUGUGUGUGUGUGUGUGUGUGUGUAUGUAUGUGUAUGUAUGGGGGAAAGGGGUUCUUUAAAAUUUCUGUGGUUUGUGGCUUUUUCUUCCAUACAUUAGUUCCCACCACCGCAUGCCCAGGGGCCACACUGCCUGGCAUUAUCGCAUGCUGGGAUCAUUGGGGAGGGUAGUGACAAACUCACCACUGUCCUUUGUUUCGGAGAUUCUUAUUUUUGCAUAAGUAAUCCAUCCUAUACAGAUAGCUGAUUAAUUCUCUGUGUUCCCUUUACCCCUAUGGCUGCUGGUGUAAAUAAUCUGCAUCUCCCCAUUGCUAAACAGUAAUAAUAAACAAAAUUUUAAAAAAUGAAAAAAAAAAGAAAGAUA